Molecule: messenger RNA, 498 nt
Organism: Acanthosepion pharaonis
Lineage: Eukaryota; Metazoa; Mollusca; Cephalopoda; Sepiida; Sepiidae
Source: the annotation of a GenBank genome assembly
AUGAUGGUAGUGACCGACCUCCAAAGUUUAAUUGCUGCUGGGGGUAGUUUUAUCAUCUUACCAGAACCUUCAACCCACCUCUCACUCUCUCUCUCUCACACUCUCUCUCUCUCUCUCUCUCUCUCUCUCUCUCUCUCUCUCUCUCUCUCUCUUUCUUUCUCUCGCUGUGUUAAUAUAUAUUACUCCUUUCUCUCAGUCGUCCCCUCUCUCUAUAUCUCUGUCCCAUCUCGCUCUCUCUGUUUUUAUAUACAUAUGACUUUCCUCUCCCUCUUCCUCUCUUUUCCUCUCACACGGUGUUCAUAUAUAUAUAUAUAUAUAUCAUUCUUUCCACUCUUUCUCUUCACUUAUCCUCUUUCUUUAUAUCACUACUCACCCUCUCUCUCUCUCUCUCUCUCUCUCUCUCUCUCUCUCUUUGUGUUCCUUUUAGCAAUUUCAACCCUAGCGCAACUACAACGAUGUUACUAUCGAGCGUGGCCUUGUCAGUUGGCCCAAUCAUGA